AACCAGCGGGCGAGAAGCAAUAACAAACAAACCUAUCAGCAAGCUAACGCAACUUUUGGAAACCGAAGUCGUAGGCAAAGUGUUUUUCUUUUUCGGCGGGUAAACUUCUUAUUGAUUUAUCAUCCACUAGCCGUAUAUGAUACGAGGAACAAGAACGUCAAAGAAGGCAUCUAUUAAUCUGUCACGUAGCUGCUAUCUUACAUCUGCUAACGCUAGCUAAACGUUAGCAAACGUUAAUCCUUCAUGUCUUAGUCGAAAUAUCGGAUUGUCGAGAAAGUAGCUAAAUGUUAUAAAUAGAAACAACUCUAAUCGUUUUUACAUGACGUGAAAAACCCAAAGUGAGACAACUGUGAUCAUAUCAACCUUCACGGUGCCGAUAUUAGCAGGAUACGAAGUGUUGUACAACUGUAAGCGAUCAAGGAUGGCUCGGCUCAGUGUGCGCUGUGUGGGAGCUCGACUGAGUGUCCUCAUAGUGGUUUUCUGCAGCGUACUGCUUCCUUCACCCACACAUGCCUAUAUCUAUGCUCAUUACAGCAAUAUGACCUCCAUGUUGUUUGAGGACCUGCCUGCCUUGUUUGGCAACCCACUUCCUAAGGAUGGACUAAUGGGAGUUUUGGUGGUGUCCCGUCCACUAAAUGGAUGUUUGCCAAUAGACCCUCCUCCCUCUUUGCCACCAUCUUUUGAUGCUAACACGACCAAGUUCAUCGCUCUCAUCAGACGCUAUGAUUGCAAUUUUGAUAUAAAGGUCUUGCAUGCUCAGCAAGCUGGAUUCGAUGCUGCAAUUGUUCACAACAUGUACUCAGAGACGUUGCUCAAUAUGAACUACAGCAAUGGCACUAUUGCAGAGGAAAUUCACAUCCCUUCUGUAUUCACCAGCUACUACGCCUCCCAAAUUCUCAGGAAUUUCAUUAUUCCAGAACAAGGGGCCUAUGUGAUCCUCAAGCCGGAGUUUGCGUUCCCACUCUCGUACUACCUUAUUCCCUUCACUGGAGUCGUUGGCAUGAUCAUUCUUGUGAUGUGUGUCGUCUUGAUUAUACGAUGUGUGCAGUACAGGAAAAGGCUGAGGAAAAAUCGUUUGUCUAAGGAACAACUGAAGCGGAUUCCAACCCACAGGUUCACUAAAGGGGAUGACUAUGAUUGUUGUGCAAUUUGCCUGGAUGACUAUGAAGAAGGAGACAAGCUGCGAGUUCUACCUUGUUCGCAUGCGUACCACUGCAAGUGUGUGGACCCCUGGCUCACACAAACCAAGAAGACGUGUCCCGUCUGUAAACAGCGUGUCACCCGGAACAACCAGGAGCACUCGGAGUCCGAGUCCGAGGAGGAAACUGGAGGACGUGGGGAGGAGGAAGGAACGGAGGGUGAAGCUGACUCGGAGCGCACUCCUCUGCUCCGCCCCUCUAACCCGGGGUCGCCCUCAGGAAGCCCAGCGGCCUACUCAGCCACCACCACCACCACCACCGCCCAGUGCCUCGCCUCCCCCGCACAUCUCGACUCACCCAUCCUGGGUUACGAAGGCUACCACUCCCCGCUGGAGGACACGGACUCAGAAAGUGAUGACGCAGGCGAGGACAGACACCACACUGAUGACGACACCGCUCAGCUCAUUGGUAGGGACAGAGUUGACGUCUGAUAGCUGCUUACUUUGUUUUACCUUAAAGGGGUCUUUUCAUCAGUUCUGCUAUCACACUGUACUUAAAAAUAGUUUGCAGAGUAAUGGUCGGCGUUUAUUAUAACAGAAUAUUUUCCACAGUAACCAGAGGAGGUCUACUUCUUAGUGUCAAAGCACAUGCAGCACAUGCAGCAACAUCAAAGCACAUGCAUUUUACCCAAAAUGCAGCAUUGAUCAUCAACCCGAGACUACACAUACAUUCACUCCAGAACCCCUGUAUUUGUUGUAGACCUCCUUUUUUUAGUGCAUGUUUUAAUUCAUGCCACCUGACCUAACCACUAGUGCUGCACAGAAAGAACAAGAACCUAAAUCUCAUGUGCUGUAGAAACAAGAGUGUGAACCCUCUGUGCUCACACUAACAGUGCAUCUUGUACGUAAGGUGUAGUGCAGUUUAAAUACUUUCUCUUGUCUUAAUCAUAAUUGUUUUAUAUCUGACAUCCUGUUUUUACCUGCUCUGCAUCUUUUCAUCAUCUAAGAAGGAUGUGUAGUGCAUGUGGAGUGGAUAUGUUGGUCUUCAUUUUAUCUUUCAACCCCCAUAGCUCUCUUUUUUUAAAGCUAUAUUUCAGUUCUUUGAAAUGUCAGAUUUUCUCAAAUCCCCCAGGAAAGUAUACCAUCAUAGAUUAUUGCAAAGAUGUUAUACAUUUCUGCUGCUUUUACAUGUUUAUUGAUAAUCUGGUGGUCAGUCUAUAUGGAAAAUAUUUUUAGCUUUAUCCAGUUUGUCAAGUUGAACAAACUCAGGUUUUUAGCAACAAAUUAAAGGUCAGUCUGUAAUGUAAAUGAAUAACAUAGCGAGAAUCAACGGGGUUUGGUCUUAUACAGUGUUUAAGUUUUGUUUUAAAUCACUAAGAUGUAGAGUCAUGAUUAUUCAAUGGAAGUUUUCCAUUUUUAUAUGAGAUAGAAUGCUGAAUCGUGGGACCUUGGAGGUGUUUUUACAAAAAAAGAGCAUUGCCUUACACUGGCCUUGAUGUAAAUGUGUAUGUUAAAUGUUUGGAAAUUGAAGGGACAGGAAUGACACUCCUUUUGUUUCCUCUUGUCUAGCUAGUAUUUAAUACUGCAGGUUAGAUAGCUUUGAUUUUAUUCCCUUGUCUGUAUAUACUUCACAUUUGUUUUUACAGAAAGAGACGGCAUGUGUUUCCACUUAUCAGUGCUAGUAAUGCUACAGACGAGCACUGUGAGUGUCAAACAAGAUAUGGUUUGUUUCUCAAUUUUACUCAACGCUAAUUAUAUAAAGAGCAGUUCAAAUAGAAACCUUAAAAAAGUUGUUUCAGCCAAACUGUUUCACUGCUCUAAAUAAAUGCACAGUGUUUACUUUAAUAGCAAAAUUUACAACUGGAAUUAUUGUUUUUGAUGUAAAAUAAGCGUUCAGGGUGUGGAUAUUUUUAAGCACUGUACAAAUUUACCCACACUCCCUAUUCACCCAGAUGGGAUGAUGCAGAUAUGAUCAGUGACUUCAGUUAAAAUAACAUGUACUGUCGAUCUGUACCACAUCAAAUAACCUGGGCACCUAAAAAUGACGUCUCCAUACAACAAAAUGUUUUUUAAUAAGGGGGAAAAUGUAUUGUCAUUUGGGUUGUGCUUGUUUUUGACUUAUCACAAAUACAUUUGAACAUUGAGUUUUUUAACAUACUGUACGUAGCUGGCAUACGUAACUCAAGUUAAGGAAUAAUCAUGCUUAUUAUUUAACUGAAACGAUGAUCUUUCACUCAAAUGAACCAAGUAGUUUUGUUUCAGUUCCAAACAGUAGCUGCAUGUUUACAGCUGUGACCACAAUCGGAGUGAAAAUACCUCAAAAUUUUAUUAAGAAUGCACAGGAUUUGUACAAAGUUUGGAAAAGGCUUUGUUUUAACCAUACAGGAUAUGCCUUUAUUUGAAUAUACUCCUUGAAAAAUGUUUUUUUUAAUUUUUUAAACCAAAAAAGUCUUUUAAUAUUUAAAAUAAAAUAAUCCUUUGUUUGUUGCCUGCUGGGGUCUCAGAGUUUAGACAUUUUUUCACAAUAUUUUGCAAUUACAUUUAUAGUAAUAACUUGGAUGUGUUAUUAAAGGCUUCGAGAGUCUGGACAUUAUGGGUUUAGGUAACUUGCAAGUGCUUGAAAAAGCAGUACGAACACUUUAUGAGAUUUUGAUGUAUGGGAGCGUCAUUUUAGAUGGACACAGAGGAAACAUGGAUGCAUUUUGUGUCUGAAGAUUUGUUCUCAUUUAGAGUUAAAGAGGGGAAUCGGGGGAAUCUGAAAUGAUCACAUUCCAUCUUUUUAUUCUACUGAUGACUGUUUCAUGGGGACUUGUUGGCAAUAGUCUGUAUUGUAAAAUAGAAAAGUUUUUUCCUCUGCAAUAUGCUUCAAAUGACUUUGUACUGUACUUUUUUUUGCUCUCUAUGUCUCAAUUUUAGAGACGGUUAACUGAAACAAAUUGAAAAAUAUAAUCCCCAAAUUAUUUUUUUUUCUUCUUCUUCUUCUUUUAGAAUGUGCCUAGUUUACCACACUAAUAAUAAUUAAUGUACAGUGUCAAGUAUGAUUUUCAUGUAUAAAGCAGGUUUGAGAAUCCAUAGGAUGUCUCAGCACAGUCUGUGGGAAAACUGCAUUUAAUGUGUGAUUUGUCAAAGAUUAAAUGAUAUGAAAACGGG
Messenger RNA from Centropristis striata (black sea bass), 4288 nucleotides. RefSeq names its product ring finger protein 167 (gene rnf167). Gene Ontology annotation, cellular component: nucleoplasm; cytoplasm. Gene Ontology annotation, biological process: ubiquitin-dependent protein catabolic process; protein ubiquitination; positive regulation of DNA-templated transcription. The record is from RefSeq and is a predicted model, not a curated record. Gene Ontology annotation, molecular function: ubiquitin protein ligase activity. The transcript has 10 exons. NCBI's taxonomy places the organism in Eukaryota, Metazoa, Chordata, Actinopteri, Perciformes, Serranidae. Bases 422 to 1630 code for a protein of 402 amino acids.